AACUUCAACUAACCCCAUGGCGCCACUUUAUCCAAACAGAAAAAAAAUCAUCAAACAGAAAAUGUUUUGCCACACCACCACUUCCACCACCUUCCUCCACCUCUCAACUCACCACUUCCACCACCCAUCUACCCCUUUCAUCGCUAAUUUUUCUCUCUCCUCCUCCCAAAAUCCACCACCUCCCGAAACCCCAAAACCCCCAAUCUUAAACCCUAACACCCAACAAAUUCUCCGGACCCACAAUUCCAAAUCCACCUCCUUCCUCCUCCUGAACUCCCAGCAGCAACAAUGGCGGCCGAAACACGAAAACGACGACGUUUUUCUAUCAGACGAAGAGAAAGCAAGAAUCCUCGAAAUGACCCUUGUAAGAAAACGCCCUCAUCAAUUUCCGGGCUCAAUCUAUACCCGCCCACCUCAUGGAAAUAACCUUUCUCUCCCUCCCUUACACACCCUUCUGAGAGGAGAUGAUGAAGGUGAAGAAGGUGAUAUGUUAAUUAGGGCUAUUGGGAUAAGAAGGGAAGUCAGUUUGGAGAUUUUUAUUGAUGUUAUGGUUAGAAAGGGUAAAUUUGGUAUUACUUAUUCUAAAAAUUUGGGGUCUAAUUUGGGUAGUUUUAUUGAUCUUGUGAUGAUUGAGGCUGCUUCUUUGAAGAAUCUUCCUGAAUUUUCAAGGCUUUCGUUUAAUGCUCGUGCUCGAAAGUUUAUUGAGGAUUCUAAUGUUGUUCAUCUAGUUAGGUGGCUUAAACACAAUUCAUUGUCACACCCUCAGAUUGGUAGAAUCAUAUGCAUGGCAAAGGGGGAUGUCCAGUUGAUAAGGGAUCAUGUAGAGUGGUUGAAGUCAAUUCAUGUCAACGGAAGAUACAUAGGAGUUGUAUUCACGAGGGUUGGGGAGACCAUUUUGAGACGUAGCAUAGAAGAAAUGGAUGAGAUUGUUGUGUAUCUAGAGGCCAAAGGUGUGAGGAGGGAUUGGAUAGGUUAUGUCAUCAGCCGGUGUUCUGAAUUAUUGGCUUUUAGUAUGGAAGAAUUGAAAACUCGAGUGAGUUUUUACACAGACAUGGGCAUGAAUAAGCAUGAUUUUGGCACGAUGGUUUAUGAUUUCCCCAAAGUUCUUGGCUUUUUUACUUUAGAAGAGAUGAAUCAAAAGGUGAACUAUCUGAAGGACUUUGGACUAGGCGAUGAAGAUGUUGGGAGACUGCUAGCAUUUAAGCCUCAGUUGAUGGCAUGUGGCAUCGAUGAAAGAUGGAAACCUCUUCUCAAGCUUCUUUACUAUCUUGGAGUCGAUCGUGAUGGUAUGAGAAGAAUGCUUGUCAUCAAACCAAUGGUAUUCUGUGUCGACUUGGAAGAAACUAUUAUGCCGAAGGUACUGUUUCUGCAAGAAAUAGGUAUCAAAGAAGAUGCCAUUGGUCGCAUGCUUGUGAAGUUUCCUCCGCUGCUAACAUACAGCCUUUACAAGAAGAUUCGCCCAGUGGUUGUGUUCCUAUUAACAAAAGCUGGAGUCACACAGAAAAAUAUAGCAAAGGUGGUAGCUUCAGCACCAGAGCUAUUAGGGUGCAGCAUUGCGCAUAAGUUGGAUGGCAAUGUAAAGUUUUAUUUAUCCCUUGGAAUUAGCCUUCGACAAUUAGGUGCUAUGAUUGCUGAUUUUCCUAUGUUAUUGCGUUACAAUGAUGAACUUCUCCGACCCAAAUAUCGCUACCUGCGUAGAACAAUGGUCCGUCCUCUACAGGAUCUCAUCGAGUUUCCCAGGUUUUUCAGCUAUUCCUUAGAAGACAAAAUCAUACCUAGGCAUAAGGUUUUGGUAGAGAAUCGGGUGAACUUCAAACUCCGGUAUAUGUUAGCAACCACUGACGAGGAGUUUAAGCUGCGAGUGAAGCAUGCAGUUGAAAGGCGACAGAGAUUUGAAUCAGGCGUUACUGCACUUAUUGAAGAUGUUACAGAUUGUGAAACUAUGGAUUAUUCUUCUGUUAAUGAACCUGACUCUAGCACAUUCCAGAGUAAGGAUUCUGAUGUAGUGUUGUGUAAUACAGGUUGAAAAGUCCUUCCUUCCAAGUCCCAUCCCUUUGUAUAUAACUCAUCAAUACUACUCGAAACGAUUGUACUUUUGUGAUGUACAUAUGGAUAGUUCAUUAGUUAUUAUUAGAUGGUGAAUGUAGCUUACAGGAAGAUGAUACUUCAUCUGUUAGCUAUUUUAAUUCAUGCUUAUAUUUCAUUGUUUAAA
Messenger RNA from Spinacia oleracea (spinach), 2212 nucleotides. Its product is annotated as transcription termination factor MTERF2, chloroplastic. The record is from RefSeq and is a predicted model, not a curated record. Bases 17 to 2026 code for a protein of 669 amino acids. Gene Ontology annotation, biological process: regulation of DNA-templated transcription. Gene Ontology annotation, molecular function: double-stranded DNA binding. The transcript has 6 exons. Lineage: Eukaryota; Viridiplantae; Streptophyta; Magnoliopsida; Caryophyllales; Amaranthaceae.